CAUUCAUCCAUUCGUGUCAAUCCACCAAACAUCAGCAACGACAGUCUUGAACCGCUCAGUACAUAGACCGAAGCGACGACACUGCGAGGAAACUUUUGAAAAGCGCUACCUUUGAGCGUCACACCAACUCCACCAUGGCCGAGUCGACAGAACGCAAGUCGCGUUGGGACAACCCCGCUGAGGAGCCGGCACCCGGCGUGUCGGCCGACGCUGCUGCCCAGGCAGCUGCCAUCGCCGCCAAGAUCGCUGCGUCUCUCCGCCCCACCGGCUCUUCCGGCACCGAGCUCGUGAAGCGCGCCGCCGCCGAGGGCGAUUUUGUCAAGGACAUUGAGAUCAACGACUUGCGUAACCGUUACACCCUCACCAAGGCGUCGACGCAGAAGCAGAUUCAGGACGAGACUGGCGCGUCCAUCGAGACCAAGGGUAUCUGGGCUCCCGACCGCACGCGCAUGCCUCCCGGAGAGAUGCCAUUGUACCUCCACAUUGUCGCCAAGUCGCAGAUUAUCCUCGACGCGGCGGUGCGCGAGGUCAACAAGCUCAUCGACCAGGAGCUCGCCCCGCUGAUCGAGGAGCGUACGCUCAUUGCCCGUGCACGCGCAACCGGUGCCCCACUACCUCCCGGAGCUCUGCAGGGCCCUCAGCGCCAGAAGUGGCCCGAAGAGAAGCUCUUCAUCAACCUCGAGCCUUUGAGAAACUUCAACGUCAGGGCGAAGGUUGUCGGCCCAGGUGGUAUGUUCGUGAAGUACAUCCAGGCCGAGACCGGUGCCCGUGUCCAGAUCAAGGGACGGGGAUCCGGCUUCCUCGAGAACGAGACUGGCAGGGAAUCAGACGACCCCAUGCACAUCAGCGUUGUUGCCCCAAGAGAUGACCAGAUUGAGCGUGCCAAGACAUUGGCAGAGGACCUGCUGGUCGUCCUCCGCAUCGAGUACGAGAAGGCGAGGACUGGUGGUGGUGGCGGUGGUGGUGGUGGUGGCUACGGCGGCGGUGGUUACGGUGGUGGCGGCGGCUACGGCCAGGGCGACCAGUACGGCGGAUACGUGAGUGGUACUUUGUGUCUCUUGUCGACCACUGCUAAUGGACAGGACCAGCAGGCACAGGGAGCCGCUGCCCCAGCAGGUGGUGCCGAGGCCAACCCCGGUGCGGCACCAGCAGACGCCAGCAAUGCCGAGGCCUGGGCACAGUAUGCCCAGUACUGGGCCGCCUACGGCUACGACGUCAACGACCCGCAGUUCCAGGCAUGGCAGGCUUCGCUCCAGCAGGGUGGAGGUGCUCAGCAACCAUAUCGCAAGCAGCAAGCACGUAGGACCAACAUGUCCGACAGCGCUGCGAUGCAGCUCGACGACGAUGCGGGCCCACGCCGGCCCCCAUCGCCCCUCCAUCUCGACCUCGGCACUCGCGCGACACUACUGCGCGCCGACCUGCCGGGAAUCCCCAUGCCCGCUGUUGACUCGUUCGCGGCUGGCACCCCAACCUCCCCAGCCACACUGCUCGCCGAGCUCUCGGCUCUGGCAUCAAACGAGGCGCUCGCCGGCCCCGUGGCACGGCGCUUCGCGCCACUCCUCCUCGAUAUCCUCGCGCGCUGGCUCGACGCCCCAGCAAGCGAGGAGCGGCUCGCGGUGCUCGCGUCGCUGGCAGAGCCUAGGCCCGACCUUUGGCCGCUCAUCUCGGCGUACGUCGCAUCGCACUUCGCCACUCCGCUGCCACUCGACUCGGACGACGCUGCGCGCACCCAGCGCGUCCUGCUCGCGUGCUGGCGACUGCUGACCGCCGACCCUGCGCUCGCUGCGCGCGCCGACUGGCCGACAGCGCCGUUCCAUGCCCUCCGGGCCCAUGCCGAUGCCGGUGUCCGCCUGCUUGCCGUGCUCGUGCUCGCCAAGAUCCGCGGAUGGAGCGAGGCGGAGCGGCAGGAGAAGGAGCGCGAGUCGCUUGGAGAGACCGACGCGCCGGUCGUGCUGGGAUACUCGCUUGCCGACGGCGCGGCGCUGCCUACCGUCGUGGACGGCUGGGUGCUCCCUGUUAUCGAGGCACGGAGAGUAGCGUCCUACAGGGCCGACUGGGCCACUGUUGGCGAGGCCGACUCUGUGGCCGUCAGCGUCGACGACCUCACACCGCGCACCGUGGUUAUCGGCGACCACCUCUUCCUCCGGCACUCGGCACCGACGCCCGCGUCGCCGACAUUAAUCCACGUCGCGACGGCCGCGAUGAACGCUGCCAAUGAGGCUAUCGCGCCCCGCCUUGAGCGUGGCCUCCCGGUCCUCAUCUCCGCUCCACCAUCAGCAGGAAAGACGCACAUUGUGCAGCACUUAUCGGCGCAGCUGUACCCCUCUCACCUGGCCACCAGUCGCAUUCUGACGAUCCCGCUUGCCGACACCACAAUCGACGUCAAGAGCCUCAUUGGCACAUACAUUUCCUCGCCCACGAAGCCGGGUACCUUUGAGUGGAUGGAGGGUGCGCUCGCCAAGGCGGUGCGUGCCGGCCGCUGGGUCGUUUUUGAGGACAUCGACAAGGCCAGCCUCGAGAUGCUGGUCACGAUUUCAGGCUUGACCAAAUCGCUGCAUGUCGGCCGUGUUGGCCGCCGUGCGACCCUCGCCGUUCCGGGCCGCGAUGAGAUCGAGGCGGGCGACGGGUUCGCCGUGUUCGCUACUCGUACUGUCAGGCCUGACGCACCCACUCCGCCAACGUUCUUCGGCCACCAGGACUUUGUGGAGAUCCCGCUGGACUCACCUUCUGACGAGGACAUUUUGGCCAUUCUGACCGCCCAGUUUGGUCGCCUCCCUUCGUCGGUGGCCUCGGCCCUCGUCGCCAUCUGGCGCGACCUCCGUCCGCUGUCCAAAACCUCGGGCCAGGUCAAGGCGCGUGACAUCGGCCUCCGCGACCUCGAGAAGUGGUGCGCGCGUGUCGAGCGCGGUCUGCCGCCUGCUGCAUCCCUCGCCGCAUUGGAAGCUUCGGGUGCUGGCGCGUUUGCCAACUCGGUCUUCCAGGACGAGGUGGUGCUUGAAGCGGCAGACAUCUUCAUUGCGUCGCUCGAUAACCGCAAGGGCUCUGCCGAGAAGGAGAGCAAGAUGCUUGCGGUUAUCGCUGCCGGUGUCGGUAUGGACGAGGAGCGCGCCGUGUCGCUCGUUGCGAGCCGCCGCCCGCGUCUUGAGGCGGAAAAGGGUGCUUCCCAGAUUCAUGUCGGACGCUACACCAUCGACGCGCUGGUCGGCAAGAAGCGCCGUGUGGUGUCAGACGACUCGCGGCCCUACGCUCUCACUCGCCCGUCGCUCGUCACGCUCGAGCGCAUCGCUGCGGCGGUCGCGCUCGCUGAGCCGACCCUCCUCGUCGGUGAAACCGGUACUGGUAAGACGACGUCGGUGCAGCACCUAGCAACGCUCGUCGGCAAGCCCAUGACCGCUUUGAACCUGUCCACCCAGACCGAGACGUCCGACCUUGUCGGCGGUUUCAAGCCAAUCGACGCGGCGUCGGCGGCGCGUACCCUUCACACGCGCUGGCAGAAGCUCUUCACCGAGACCUUCAGCAUCGGCAAGGCCCAGAACGGCACCUAUCUCGAAGUGGCUGCCAAGGCCCUUUCUGCGCGCAAGUGGGGACGCUGUGCCGACCUUUGGGCAACGUCCGCCCGUCGCGCAGUGGACAAGCUCGCCAAGACCAAGGCGGAGACGCCUGAGCUUGACUCUGCUGACCCGCGGAAACGGCGCAAGGUCGCUGACAAGGCUGCACGCGCUGCCGUCCUGUGGCAAGCACUCCUCGUCGACAUUGCCGACUUUGACCUCCACCACGUCAAGAUGAAGUCCAAGCUCGUGUUCUCCUUCGUCGAGGGUCCGCUUGUCAAGGCCCUCAAGAAUGGCGAAUGGAUCCUGCUCGACGAGGUCAACCUCGCAUCGCAGGAGACCCUCGAAGCCAUCGCCACGAUCCUCGAGGCCUCCACCGCGUCCCUCGUCCUCACCGAGCGUGGUGACGUUGAACCCAUCCCCCGCCACCCCGACUUCCGCCUCUUUGCAUGCAUGAACCCCGCGACUGACGUUGGCAAGAAAGACCUCCCUCCUGGCCUCCGUUCUAGGUUCACCGAGCUCUACGUCCCUCCUCCUGAUGACGACCGCGAGGCGCUCAUCGCCAUCGUGGAGGGAUACCUUGGCGAUGCGGCAGCCGGUGACCGCGCCGUUAUCCUCGACGUUGUGGAGCUCUACACCACGCUCAAGCGCCUCUCGGCGACCAAGGAAAUUGUCGACGGUUCCAACGCUGCCCCGCACUACAGCAUGCGAACGCUCGCGCGUUCGCUCAUGUUUGCAGUUCAGUCGGCGCCCAUCUUCGGCCUCCGCCGCGGCCUUUGGGAGGGCACUCUCAUGGCGUUCACGAUGUCCCUUGACGCCGAGUCAUCGCGGAAGGCCAAGGAGGUGCUGGAAAAGUACAUCCUCGGGCCCAUGAAGAACGCUCGUGCCGUCCUGGCCCAGGUGCCUACCCUCCCUCCUGGACUCGACGCCGACGACUAUGUCCGUUUCGGCGCUUUCUGGCUCAAGCGAGGACCAUUGCCGCCGGCCGGCGAGUCACGGUACAUUAUCACGCCGUCCGUGCAGGCCAAGCUCUCGGACCUUGCCCGUGUCAUCCUGACCAAGCGGUACCCCGUGCUCAUCCAGGGUCCCACCUCUGCUGGUAAGACCUCUGCUGUCGAGUUCCUUGCGCGCCAAACGGGCCACAGGUUUGUGCGUAUCAACAACCACGAGCACACGGACAUUCAGGAGUACCUCGGCACCUAUGUCACCGACCCCCAGACGGGCAACCUCGUCUUCCAGGAGGGUUUGCUUGUCACUGCUGUCAGGCAGGGCCACUGGAUCGUCCUUGACGAGUUGAACCUCGCCCCGACCGAUGUCCUUGAGGCUCUCAACCGUCUCCUUGACGACAACCGCGAGCUGGUUAUCCCCGAGACGCAGGAGGUGAUCAAGCCCCACCCAAACUUCAUCCUCUUUGCCACGCAGAACCCUCCGGGUCUGUACGCCGGCCGCAAGGUCCUUUCGCGUGCCUUCCGAAACCGUUUCCUUGAGGUUCACUUUGACGACGUGCCAAAGGACGAGCUCGAGACAAUCUUGUGCCAGCGCUGUGCGAUCGCGCCGACGUACGCCAAGAAGAUUGUCCAGGUGUUUGAGGAGCUCCGUCACCGCCGUCAGGCGUCGCGUGUCUUUGAGUCCAAGUCCUCAUUCGCAACCCUGCGUGACCUCUUCCGAUGGGCCGAGCGUGGCGCCGUCGGAUACGAGCAGCUCGCCAACGAUGGCUACAUGCUUCUUGCGGAGCGCGCCCGUGCCGACGAGGACAAGGUCGUCAUCCAGGAGGUCAUUGAAAAGAUCAUGAAGGUCAAGAUCGACGUCGACAACAUGUACCAGCUUUUCGGCAACGACAACAUCUUCUCCCGCCUGCCCUUCAAGGAGGUGCCCAAGAGUGGCAUGGUGUGGACCCGCGCCAUGCAGCGUCUGUUCACGCUUGUCGCCACGGCAUCGGCGCACGACGAGCCGGUUCUGCUCGUCGGUGAGACGGGUUGUGGUAAGACGUCGGUGUGCGAGGUCCUCGCCGCUGCGUUUGGCCAGAAGCUUGUCGGCAUCAACUGUCACCAGAACAUGGAGACUGCGGAUCUGCUCGGUAGCCAGCGUCCGGUGCGAAACAGGCUCGAACGUCGCGCCAAGGUCGUCGCUCGUCUCAGCGAGCUGACCACUGUCGACCCGGCCGCUACCGAUGAUGACCUGGCUGCCCUGUGCUCUCAGCUUCUCAAGACUGAGGGUGUUGACCGUGCCACCGUCCUGGACAUCCAGCGCGAGAUCAAGAAGUUCUCAGCGCUGUUCGAAUGGGUUGACGGCCCACUCAUCCACGCCAUGACCGACGGCGACUUGCUCCUUCUCGACGAGGUCUCGCUCGCCGACGACUCGGUGCUUGAGCGUCUCAACUCGGUGCUCGAACCAGGACGUACCCUCGUCCUGGCAGAGAAGGGUGGCGUGGACAUUGACGAGGCGACCAUUGUCGCCAACCCCCGUUUCCAUGUCGUCGCGACCAUGAACCCCGGUGGAGACUUUGGAAAAAAAGAGCUCUCGCCUGCGCUGCGUAACCGUUUCACCGAGAUCUGGGUGCCUGCCCUCGGCAACCGCGAGGACAUGCUCCAAAUCAUCGGCCAGUCGUGGCGCCACGACGCGCUCAUCCCCUCCGGACCAUUGAUCCUCGACUUUAUCAACUGGUUUGGCGAGCGCGUUGGCGACUCGAGCGGCUUGGGUCUUCGUGAUAUCCUUGCCUGGGUCAACUUCUCCAACCAGAUGUACGACAGCGGCACUCUGUCCGUCCCCGCUUCGUUCCACCACGGUGGACAGAUGGUCAUUGUUGAUGGUCUCGAGUCGCUUCCUCAGGUCGCUGGCUCGUCGACGGCGACAGUGGCGACGCUCAGGAGGGAGUGCAUGGAGGUGCUCACCAAGAUGGCGUCUACACUUGGCGACGACACUUCUGCGCCGUCCGACGCCACGUUCGUAGUCACGCCGACUACUGUUUCGAUCGGCGGCUUCAGUAUUCAGCGCGGCGAGGUCCCCGUCUCGGACACGGCAUUCCGCUUUGAAGCCCCCACGACCGCCCUGAACGCCAUGCGCGUCCUCCGUGGCUGCCAGCUGCCCAAAGCCAUCUUGCUUGAAGGCUCCCCCGGUGUCGGCAAGACCAGCUUGGUCUCCGCCCUGGCCGCUACUGCCGGUGCUACCCUCCAGCGUAUCAACUUGUCGGACCAGACUGACCUCAUCGACCUUUUCGGCUCCGACUUGCCCGUUGAGGGCGGCGCCGCUGGCGAGUUCCAGUGGCGCGACGCUGCCUUCCUCGACGCCAUGCAGAAGGGCGACUGGGUCCUGCUGGACGAGAUGAACCUCGCGUCCCAGACCGUGCUUGAAGGUCUCAACGCCGUUCUCGACCACCGUGGAACCGUCUACAUCCCCGAACUGGGCCGCUCGUUCGACCGUCACCCAGACUUCCGUGUCUUUGCGGCUCAGAACCCGUUGACACAAGGAGGUGGACGUAAGGGUCUCCCCAAGUCCUUCUUGAACCGUUUUACCAAGGUCUACCUACAGGAGCACACCCCCGAGGACUUGCUCCUCAUCUGCCGUGGGCUCAACUCUUCCGCCCCUGUGGAGGUUGUCCAGCAGAUGAUCACCUUCAACGAGGCGAUCCGUGAGGCCACCAUGGUGACGCGUACCAUUGGUCGCGAGGGGUCGCCCUGGGAGUUCAACCUGCGUGACCUGUUCCGCUGGUUCGGUCUGCUCGCAAAGCGCAACGGUCUCGAGUUGACUGCGCAUCCGAUCGAGCACCUCCGCACGGUGUACCUCCAGCGCUUCCGCAACCUCGCCGACAGGGCCGCUGUUGCCCGUGUCUUUGAGUCCGUGUUCGAGAUGGCGCCAGAGUUUACCCGUCCUGUGCCGUUCGUCGCGCCUUCGUGGCUGCAGAUCGGACACGCCGCCGUUCCGCGCGCUCACGCCGCGACGGUCGACCUCGAGAUUGCGCCUCACCAGCUUCCUCUCGCCGAGAGCAUCUUGAAGACUGUCGAGAUGGGCUGGCUGGUCAUUCUUGCCGGUGACAAUGGCCGUGGCAAGCGUGACCUCGUCCGUGCCAUCGCGUCAGCUGCUGGCCGCCCCCUCGGCGAGUUCGCCAUGCACCCCGGUGUCGACACGUCCGAGAUACUCGGCACAUUCGAGCAGCAAGACGCCUUCCGCGUCAUCGACCACGCGCUGCAGGCUACCCGCCGCGUGAUGGAGAAGGCUGCCGAGGUGCACUCUGCAGCGUCUGCCCGUGUGGCGGAGCUCAAGGCUGCGAGGGAGCGCUGUAACGAUCCCCGCCAGCUCGACGCCGUUACUGCACUUGUCGAGUGCGCCUCGAGCAUUCUCGGCGAGCUCUCGACCGUUGUCGACACCACCGCAGCGCAGCACGCUGUUGCCGACGUCGCACGCGCGAGCCCCAACGCCUCGGGCUUCGCAUGGGUCGACGGCCAGCUCCUCGAUGCCAUCCGCACCGGUGGUUGGUUCCUGGUCUCGGACGCCAACUUGUGCAGCGCGUCAGUGCUCGACCGUCUCAACUCGCUCUGUGAGAUCGACGGUGUCCUCGUCAUGAGUGAGAAGGGCUCGGCGUCAGGUGUGCCGGAGGUCAUCACGCCGCACCCCAACUUCCGCCUGUUCAUGACCUACGACCCACGCCACGGUGAGCUGUCGCGUGCCAUGAGGAACCGUGGUGUCGAGCUCUUUGUCGACGCCCCGCCCGAGGCAUACGCCGUCAACGUGCCCGCUUCGUUCGCGCUCUCCGAGUCGGCGGUGCUCCGCUCCACGGAGAAGCUUCAUGCGUCGUACGUCCCGGAGGUCGCGGCUGCGCCAUUUGCCGCCAAUCUGGCCGCUCUUCAGAGCCAGGUGGCCCUGCCACUCCUCGCUCGCUUCGCCCACCUCGGCGACGAGAAUGAUGCCCUCCUGGCCCAGGCAGUGCAGUUCCUCGCCCAGCCCGCCGUGGCUUCGACUUUAGCGUCGUACGCGAACGGCCUCGCAGCGAAUGGCAUCACCCCGCCACUUGUCGCCGAGCUGCCUUUCGACGCUUCGCUCGACCCGAACGUCGCGCUGCCUGCGCCUUUUGCCCUCUUCCACGCUUUGCAGGUCGCCCUGCGCAACCUCGUUUCCAAGGAGAGCACCGACGCCUGGAUCGCAGACACCGCCAACGGCAAGUCGAUUCUUGCGCUCUCAGCCCACUCUGCACGCCGCGCGUCCUCGCGUCGCAAGCCCACCGUCGGUGACACGGUGUACCCUUUCCUCACCCUGCUCCGCGACCUCGUCCCCGAGCUCGCGCUGUCGUCCCUCUCCUCGGCCGACCCCGCCGGGCAGUUAGGCGCGACCGAGUCGAUUGCUAUGCUUCUCAACCUCGUAGAGGAGCACUCCAAGUCGGACACUUUCGACUACUCGUCGAUCCAGCUCCUCGCGUCCUGGCUCCAGGACCAACUUGCUCUGCUUCCUGCUUCUAUCACCAAGGCGGCUUUUGCCUCGGUUCAGAAGCUUGCCAAGGCCACGCAGUUGACCACUGGUCUCGGCCAGGCGCCGGUCUGGUCGCUCUUCCGUGCCGGUCAACUGUCUACGCAGGACCGCGCCACCCUGGCAUCUCUCGUCGCUCGCCUCGACGGUGUGUCUGACCUCAAGCUACGCCUGAACGCCGUUUACGCCCUGGCUGCUGCUUCCAAGAACCUGACCGAGGAGGUCGUUGCCGAGCUAUCCACGCUCAUCGACUCCCUUCCUCGUCGCCCCGUUCUCGAGGAGUCAACUGCGAGCGACAAGCCGUGGUCCAAUGCCGCUGUCGCUCGAGUCAUCGAGCUCGACCUCCUCACCGAGGUGGUUGUUCACAAGACGUCUAACGAGAAGACUCUGGCCCUGCUGGCCGGUUCCACCGACUCACGCCCGGAGGAUCUGCUCCAGAUCCAGGGUCUGCUCGGCGACGCCUCGACUGGACGCGUUUUCGGCGCCAUUGGCGGCUGGCUCCGCCGCCUGUGGCACGAAGGCAGCCCCGGCACGCUCUUCGCACCCGUCGGCCUCGCGUCGUCGCUCCGCUUCAGCGCCAUCAAGACAGUUCCAAUGGCCCAGAUCGCCGUCAUGGACGACGCCCUCAACUUCGCCACUCAGAGCACUCUGUGGAGCGCGGGCCGCGACCACGACCGCGUGAACAAGGCGCUCGGUGUGGCGCACGUUCUGCUGCUUGUCAUCCUCGGCGCUUUCGGUACCUCUGGUGCCGUGGACGAAGCUGGCAACCCUGUCCUCAGGCGUGACACCGCCCCUACGACCCGGGAGGAGGAGGCGGCCUUCGCCUACCUCCGGGAGUCAUUCUCCAACCGCCUUGCUCCCGCCCUCGCUGAGGCUCAGCGUGAGCAGAGCCUCACUGCGGCUGGUCACCUGUGGAACGGACUGUCGAGGUUCAUUCUUGACCUCUUUGUUACCAACGUCCCUAUCGACCCCGGAGUCAGGCGUGUCCUCCUUGGUGAGGUUGUCGCCUCCCAGCUGGCGCUCGCCGAGGAGGAGCUCGAUGUUGUCCGCCAGUCCGAAGACACCCUCAAGGGCGCCAGCGACUCGGAGCGUGCAGAUGCUCUGACUGAGCGCAUCGCUGCCCUUACGGCCGAGCAGGAAAACCUUGGCCCUACGAUCGACCGACCGACCAACGCUGCUCGCCUGGGACACCUGUUCAACGAGGUCUUUUCGUUCCUCGGCGACGUGUUCAGCGACAAGGGUGCUGCUUCGCUCGUUGACGCACUGGCUCAGGACCAGUCCAACGCUGCGGCUCGCGAGGACGCCUUCCAGCUCGCUUCGGGUGCUUUCGUUCAGCGCAUCACGGCCAACUACACCGACCUUGAGGACCUGUCGCAGCCUAUCGCGACCGCCAUCCUCUUCUCCAAGCUCGGUAUGCGGUGUCUUGCGCGUGCUCUUGAGCUGCGCAAUGCUGCACCCCCGGCGGCUGUCACGCCCAUCGUGUCGUUCCCGGCUGUCGCCUCGCUCCCUGUCCUGCAGUCUCUCCCUGUUCCCAAGGGCGAUCCCUCGGCGCAGGGUAUCCGCACCGACCUGCUCAUCACACUCGCGCAUGCCCGCGACGCUGUGCAGCCUGAGCAGCGCGUGGCCCACAUCCCCGGCCUCGUGAGCGGUCUCGACCGCCUCUACGCCACGUGGAGCGCUAUCCGCCUCCGUGAAGCCCAGGAGAAGCAGGAGGAGGAGAGUCUCUACCGUGUCCGCAAGACCGAUAUCGAAGUGCUCUCCGACGAGGAACUCGAGGAGAAGGAGUUUGCCCAGCUCUUCCCUACUUUCGAUGGCGACGACCUCGAGGAAAAGAAGGUUGAAGAUGAGGAGGAGCCGGUGCACAAGGGCAAGGCCAAGUUCAACUCGCCGCAGAUCUCGGCCUUCCACGCCCUGGUUGUUGGCUCCUUUGGGGCCAAGAACUCGUCUGCGCUCAACAGCACCCUCAAGGCUGCCAUUGAUGACGUGCUGGCGCUGUUCAAGCCCGACGCAUUCAAGGACGACCUUGACGCGAACUCGCUCGCGUUCCAGGUUGCUACGCUGCACCGCCGCCACGCCGACAUCAAGACGGCGAGUGCCAAGUCCAACUUCUACUUCUCGCCCAACGAGUUUGAGGUUCGCAAGGCCAACGCCAUUCUCGACCGCCUGCGCACACGCCUCGAUGAGCUUGUGGCUGAGUGGCCAGACCAGAUGGUCCUGCAGCACAUUCGCGACCGUGUGCUGCGUAUCCUCAACCUCGAUGUCCGUAGCCCCAUCGCCAAGGUGCUUGCGGCGCUCGAGUCUCUCCUGCUCCACACGGACGACUGGGAGCCGUACGCCAACCGUGACAACUCACUCAAGAACUUCCAGCUCGAGUUCUCGAGCCUCAUUGUCGCGUGGCGCCGUCUCGAGCUCGCGUCGUGGGUUCGCCUCCUCGACGACCAGGCCGACCUCUACGUUGUCCCCGACGAGGAGUUCACGCUCCGCCUGUAUGGCGCGCUUAUUCACGGCACCGUCGGCGCCGAGGAUAUCGACAAGUACCUUGAGACUGCCCUCCCCGUUGUGUCGCAGUACAUCACUCACGCGACCCUCGGCCAGUACGAGUACCGCCUUGGUGUGCUCUCUGCGUUCCAGCGCAUGGCGACCGAGCUCGUGUCCGCUGAGGCGACGGGCGCGGCUGCGCUCACCAAGAUUGCGAGCCUCCUGCGCAAUGUCAUCGCGAAUGCGCGCCUGUUCGCGCCGAACGUCGCCGAGUCCCUUCAGCGCCAGCGCAAGAUUAUCGACGGGGCGGUCAAGGACUACGUCAAGCUCGCGAGCUGGAAGGAUAUCAAUGUCUUCGCUCUCAAGGCUAGCGCCCAGAAGUCGCAUCGCCAGCUGCACAAGAACAUCCGCAAGUUCCGCGAAGUGCUCAUGCAGCCCGUCGCGCCGAUCAUGAUGGACAUGAACUCGGUCUGUCCACAGGACUCGGCGACGACUGUGGCAGCCGUGCGGACGAACCUGUUUGAAGUCACGCCGCUGAACGCUGCCGCUGUGGCUACGCGUACAGAGGUGCCGCCUGCCGUGCCAUCCAUCCUUGCCAAGCUGGACGAGACGUUUGCCCGAUACACCACGGUUCACACCCGUGCUCGCGAGGCCGUGAACGCUACCGAGUCGGAGCAGCUCGAGUCGAUGGCUAUCAACAUCAUCGAGUCGGCCGAGGACCUUCGCAAGGCCACCCCCGCCACUCUCACUAAGGAGAACACCAAGAUUGUCAACAACUUGACCAGCCGGAAACGCAAGGCGUUCGCCGACUUGCUCAAGUCGCUCCGCGCCUCGGGCUUCUCGCAGAGCGUGCCUGCCGACAAGCUUGCGCGCCAGCAGUCGACCACUUGGCUGGCUGGUAUGCAGGGUCUGGUGGCUACCGACCUGCCUGUGGCGUUCGACAUGGCGGCCGUGACCAAGGUUGCCGACUACUCUCACCGCCAGGCGGUUCUCAUGACGGCCCUGCGCGCUGCAUUCAACGGCCACAGCCCGGACAUUGCUUCGCAAGACCUGGCGCGCGGUAUCGGCUUUUGCGAGUCGCUGUUCAAUGCCGCGCUGGGCGAGCACGUCAUCCUCGCUACGCAGCUCGAGCAGCUCAACAAGCUCAACGCCAUGCUCCGCCGCCUGCACCACGGUGCGAAGGCCUCGGCCAUUGCGGGUGGUGCCGAGCUCCACAGCGCGCUCACGACUGCCGAGCUCGAAGUCGGCCACCUCCACGAGGCGCUCAAGGAGGUCGAGGACGGCGUUCGCCAAUUCCGCGAGCUGCAGGGCACCCACGUCGGGACGCACGACCUCGCGUCUGUGCAGGACUUGCGCCUCGAAUCGAGCCUUCUGGUGACCGCCCUCGAGGCGGCGCUGUCUUCUAGCCGCGAGGCUGGCUGGUCACUGUUUGGUCACGAUGAGGCGACGCUUGUCACUCGCGUGGCUGACCUUGCUCGGCGCGUCUCUGAGGCUGCUGAGGCUCGUGCCACGGCGUCACCUGAACUUCGCCACCUCUUUGCUCCCCUCCGUGAUAUUGCCCAGGCAAUGUCGGCUGCCAAGUCUCUGGACGCCGCCCAGCCGCUGUCUGAGUCUAUCUGGAACGAUAGUGACUCGCUUCUCCAGGCGCUGCUUGUUGUUGCUCAGUCUAUCGACACGACACCACAGGCCGAGGCCAAGGACGAUGAGUACCCCCAUAUCCCAACGUCGCUUUCGCGCCAGGCCAAGUCUGUCGCAUCGCUCCGCAUUUCGGAGAUUGUCGCGCGUGUCAAAGCCUUUGCGUCGACGCUGGCCGGCGAGCUCGACAACCACGAAUCGACCGCCGCUCCUGCCGCCCUCGCCCGCGUUCUUCCUUUCGUUGAGACGCUGGCCGAGACGUACGGCGCGGCAGUUGCCGCCCACGUGCAGUCUACCAAGUCAAUCUUCAAGCUGAACUAUGUGGUCGCCCGCGUCAUGCUCGACAUUGCGCAGAAGGGCUUCUGCAAGCCGCAGGAAGAGUCCAAGAACGACAAGGACGAUGGAGCGGACGGCGAGGUCGAGGGCACUGGUAUGGGCUCUGGAUCUGGCGACAAGAACGUCAGUGAGGAGAUCACGGACGAGAGCCAGGUCGAGGGCCUUCGUGGUGAAGAGGAGGAGGAGCAGGAGAAGGGCGACAACGACGAUGAUGAUGACGACGACGCGGUGUCGAUGGAGAACGACUUUGAAGGUGCCCUCGAGGAUUCAAAGGAGAAGGACGACGACGACAAGAACGAUGACGGCGACGAGGAGGACGACGAUCUCGACGAACACGUUGGCGAUGUCGACCCGCUCGACCCUGGAGCUGUCGAUGAGAAGUUCUGGGAGGGCGAAGAGGAGGAGAAGAAGGAAGAGGAGAGCCGUGAGGAUCUCAUGAACGAGAAGAACCAGGAGACUGGCGAGUCGGAGCUCUCGGCCAAGGACGGCCAGAAGGAGGACAAGAAGAAGAACAAGGACGAGCCGAAGGAGGAACCCGAGUCCAAGGAAAACGAUACCCAGCACGAAGAUACCCAGCAACCACAAGGCGAGGACGAGGAGGGCGAGGGCGACGAGUUUGAGGAGCACGACGACGGUGAGAUGGACGACGACAACGAGGGACCCGACCAGGCGCCGCAGCAGGACAACGUUGCCGCGCCCGAGGGCGAGAACCUCGACCUUCCAGAGGACCUGGACCUCGGUGACGACGAUGACGACAAGAUGGACGAAGACAACGACGAGGCUUUCGACGACGACAUCAACAUGCCAGAGGGAGAGGAGGAGGAGGGGAUGGAGCCCGAGGACAACGGCAUCACCUCUGACCAGGAGGGCGGCGAGGAUGACGAGAAUGCUCCGGACGCGACUGGCGCUACGGAGAACGACGCCGACCCUGAGCAGGAGGAGGCCGACACGCAGAACCUCGACAUGAGCGCCUCCAACGAUGCGACCGCCCAGGAGGCUGCGGCUUCUGGUCGCGGCCAGGGCUCCGCAAACAAGGAGGAGGCUGAGAAGGACGAGGACAUGGAGGGCGAGGAGGGCGCUACUGAGGAGCAGGAAGAGGCCGAGGCUGAAGCCGAAGGUGCUGCGUCCAGCGCGCCCCAGGGUGCAGGCGGUGCCGACGAGGAGGAGGCCUCCGGGCCAACUGACUCGAGCGGCGCCCCUCUGCCUGCCGAUCAGAACCAGCCUCAGGAGCGCAGCCUUGGCGACAUCAUGGAGGAGAUCCGACGCCGCCGCGACGAGAUUCUUGCCGAGACUGAGCGCGAGGAGGCCUCCGACAACCCUGAGGCUCCUGAGCAGGCGCCGGGCCAGGUCGAGUACAUGAACGACGCGGAGCAGGACGACAGCAUGCAGGCCCUUGGGCCGGCGCGCGAAGAGCAGCAAAAGCUCGAGGACCUGAAGAUUGUCGACGACGAGGAGCAAGCCGAGGAGGGCCCGCAGCCCGGCAUGGAGGACGACGAGGACACCACCGCCGUCCAGAACAUGCCCCCGCCACACGAUACCGAGGCAUCCAUUCAGCGCGACAAGGAGGAGGUUGCCGACUCUCUCAAUGCCGAGAAGGCGCUCACUCAGGCCGAGAUUGGCGGUGACGCCCCGACCCACGCUGCCGACGCCAUGGAUGUCGACGAGGGCGAGGACCUGGCCACCGAGAUCAAGCCCGACGUUGAGGACGAGGAGGAGAUCGACCUGACCGUUGCCGACCCCGCCGCCGUUGCCGAUGUCGAGGACGGCGCCGAGGACAAGUGGCGUCAGUACGCUGCCCUCACCUCCGACCUUUCGUACGCUCUCUGCGAGCAGCUGCGCCUCAUCCUGGAGCCCACGCUCGCUACCCGACUCCAGGGCGACUUCCGUACCGGCAAGCGCCUCAACAUGCGCAAGAUCAUCCCGUACAUCGCGUCCGAGUACACCAAGGACAAGAUCUGGCUGCGUCGCACCAAGCCUUCGAGGCGCGAGUAUCAGGUGCUCCUAUCGCUCGACGACUCGCGCAGUAUGGCCGAGUCGCACUCGGUGCACCUGGCAUACCAGACCCUCGCGCUUGUGUCGCAAGCACUCACCAAGCUCGAAGUCGGUCAGGUGUCGAUUGCCAAGUUCGGUGAGGGUGUCGACAUCCUUCACGACUUUGGCGAGUCCUUCUCGGACGCGGACGGUGCCAAGGUAAUGCGUGCGUUCAAGUUUGACCAGCACCGCACCGACGUUGCCGCGCUGGUGGAGCGCACCCUGUCUUACCUCGCCGAGUCGCGGAACAAGCAAUCGGCGAGCAGCUCGGCGCCGGACCUGUGGCAGCUGCAGAUCAUCAUCUCGGACGGUGUCUGCCAGGACCACAACAAGCUGCGCACGCUUCUGCGCCGCGCUCUUGAGGAGCGCGUCAUGAUCGUCUUCCUCAUUGUCGACUCUCUGGCCUCGACGACCACGGCGCCGUCCGCACCGACCAGCGGCGCCAGCACCCCCGGUGCGCCGCAGCAGCGCACGUCCAUCCUCUCGAUGCAGACGGUCAACUACACGAACGUUAACGGCGAGAUGCGCCUCGAAAUGCAGCGCUACCUCGACACGUUCCCCUUCGAGUUCUACGUCGUUCUCCGCGACGUCGAGGCUCUGCCCGCCGUCCUGUCCGACACCCUGCGACAGUGGAUGGCGCGCGUGUCGCAGUCACAAGAGUAAAAGCGGGCAUGAGGGCCCAGGAGUAGGAGUAAAAGUACACACUGUACACGUACGCAUCGUACACACUGCAUUUAUCACUUGCAUUCAUAGAGC
This is a messenger RNA of Vanrija pseudolonga, 16241 nucleotides long. RefSeq names its product Midasin. Gene Ontology annotation, molecular function: ATP binding; ATP hydrolysis activity; RNA binding. The transcript is spliced from 9 exons. Gene Ontology annotation, biological process: ribosomal large subunit export from nucleus; ribosomal large subunit assembly. Bases 135 to 16148 code for a protein of 5337 amino acids. The record is from RefSeq and is a predicted model, not a curated record. NCBI's taxonomy places the organism in Eukaryota, Fungi, Basidiomycota, Tremellomycetes, Trichosporonales, Trichosporonaceae. Gene Ontology annotation, cellular component: nucleus; preribosome, large subunit precursor.